CGGAGGUGCAGGAGGGAGCAGCCAGCAGUGAGGAGCAGUCAGGCUGUGUUCGCGGAGUGCGCUGCUGUGUUCUGUGGCAUUAUGGCCGACCAGAAAGACGUGAAGUACUACACCUUAGAGGAGAUCCAGAAGCACAACAACAGCAAGAGCACCUGGAUCAUCCUCCACCAUAAGGUGUUUGAUGUCACCAAGUUCCUGGAGGAGCAUCCUGGCGGUGAAGAGGUUCUCCGAGAACAGGCCGGAGGGGAUGCCACAGAGACAUUCGAAGACAUUGGACACUCUACAGAUGCCAGAAACAUGUCUAAAGAAUUUAUAAUAGGAGAACUUCAUCCAGACGACAGAUGGAAAAUCAAGAAACCAGGGGACACUUUUAUUACCACUUCAGAUUCUGAUUCCAGUUUGUGGAGUAAUUGGAUCAUCCCAGCAAUAUCAGCUAUUGUUGUUGCCUUGAUGUAUCGUUUCUACAUGUCAGAAGAGUAAAUGCCACCCAAGGAAUUUCCUGAACAGUUUCCGGUCAAGACCCGAAAACGGAGCAUCAUUCUACGAUGGCCAAUUAUGAUUUUGAUCUAAGUCUGUGUUCAUAUCAUGUCAGUCUUCAAGUCCCCAAAGAAAUGUUAUAUUCGGUUGUUAACUGGAUCCCUACAAUCUGAGCCAUAUAUUCCAAUGUGGAUGGACUUGUUAAAGGAAGUGGAAACUGCUUGUUAAUUUGUGUACACAAUGGUUUUGCUUCAGUCUGUUCAAAAUCUUUCUAUGUUUCAGAUAUGUUUGGUCUUCACUACAUUUAAUAGAUGGAAUACUCUUUAGUGAUGACUGAUAAAUCUGAUCACACUAUUGUAAGUCUCAUACCCAUUUUGUGUUUCCUGUACUUAUUGAAAGCAUUCGGUAUCAGAAAUUGUACUAAGAUGUGUCCUUCAGUGUAUUCUGCAGGCUAUGAAACUUGGCUAGCAGCCAGUUGACUUUCUGGGCGUUCACCAUUUGAGUAUUCAUACUGUAGCCGGUCACUAGAAGUUGUCUGCUAUAAUAUAACACUGCAGAAUGAUGUGUAGUCCCCCCUACUGCUCAGGUAGCAUGGAUGAUAAGUCUACACCAGGUAUGCUGCUUACAGAUGUGAACAUGCAGGGAAAGUACAUCAAAGUGUAGCAACAAUUACCAGUGUUAUUGCAGUAAGGUAGCACCAAUAAGAAUUAUGUAUGGUGUGAAAUUUGUCAGACCUCUGUUCUACAUAGUGCCUUGUACACAAAGCGACUGACAAGUCAGCUCGUUGACGUCUGUCCUUGCGAGCACUCACUACACCUUGUGUAUUUUGGAUUGAAUUGGCAUUUUUGUCACGUUCUUUAAAACCAUUGUUAUUAAUUGUCAGAAGAAUUCUUGACCACCCCUGACUAUUCCAUCUUGUAAUAGUAAAAUAAAAGAAGAUGGUAAAUGUG
Molecule: messenger RNA, 1427 nt
Organism: Bufo bufo (common toad)
Lineage: Eukaryota; Metazoa; Chordata; Amphibia; Anura; Bufonidae
Product: cytochrome b5
Exons: 5
Coding region: 82-480 (132 amino acids)
Cellular component (GO): intracellular membrane-bounded organelle; mitochondrial outer membrane
Molecular function (GO): heme binding
Source: RefSeq, a predicted model, not a curated record